Molecule: messenger RNA, 1430 nt
Organism: Planococcus citri (citrus mealybug)
Lineage: Eukaryota; Metazoa; Arthropoda; Insecta; Hemiptera; Pseudococcidae
Gene: Rab11
Product: RAS oncogene family member Rab11
Exons: 6
Coding region: 210-887 (225 amino acids)
Biological process (GO): exocytosis
Cellular component (GO): Golgi apparatus; recycling endosome
Molecular function (GO): GTP binding; GTPase activity
Source: RefSeq, a predicted model, not a curated record
CCGCACCAUUUGAAGGAAACAAAACAGUCGUCUUUCGUCCACCCCCCUUUCGUUCUGAGUAACAACAUGUCCAAAAACUUAAUCUUUUUCCUCUUUAUUGUUUGUAGAUGCUUCGAUUGAUACAAAAUUUUAAUAGGCUUAAUAAUUUAAACGCAAAAAUCCUGCGAAAGUGUUCCGAACUUACCACAUACACAGAAAAUUAGUUUAUAAUGGGAAACCAUGAUGACGAAUAUGAUUUUCUAUUUAAAGUGGUCUUAAUCGGAGAUUCCGGCGUGGGAAAAAGUAAUUUGCUCGCUAGGUUUACCAGAAACGAAUUUAAUUUAGAAUCAAAAUCAACAAUCGGUGUGGAAUUCGCGACGAGGAGUAUACAAGUUGAUGGUAAAACAGUUAAAGCUCAAAUAUGGGAUACAGCUGGUCAAGAAAGAUAUCGAGCAAUCACAUCAGCGUAUUAUCGCGGUGCUGUUGGCGCAUUAUUAGUUUACGAUAUAGCUAAGCAUUUAACCUACGAAAAUGUUGAAAGAUGGCUGCGCGAAUUACGGGAUCACGCCGAUCAGAAUAUUGUGGUCAUGUUAGUCGGAAACAAAUCAGAUCUGAGGCAUUUAAGGGCUGUGCCUAGCGAAGAAGCUAAAGCAUUUGCUGAAAAGAAUGGUCUCUCAUUCAUCGAAACGUCCGCUCUAGAUUCGACAAACGUAGAAGCCGCUUUUCAAAAUAUUCUCACAGAAAUAUAUCGUAUUGUAUCUGCCAAACAAGUACCAGGAACACCAGACGACGAUGAUGCAAGCACCAGAGGUGAUCUAUUCCGACCAAUUAGAGUAGAAGCCACAGCAACAGCCAAUGACUCUGACACUCAUUUCCAUAUUAAACAGUUCUGUUGUUCUAAUACGUAAUAUUAUUUUCCCCCAUUUCGUAAUUGUUGUAGGUAACUCGAGAGUAUAUAUUCCAAUAUGUCAUUUGCCAUUAUUUAUUAUUAAUUUUUUCUUUCUUUAUUUUCUUUUUUUUUUCAUAUUUUUUUUUUUUCGUUAUCUCGUGAAAAUGGCUUUUGUGUAUAAAGUGUCAACACAUUCAUUUUGCGGAUAAGUAUAUCCAGUUUUUACCUUAUUUUUUCUUUUUACUUUUUUUUUAAAUUUAUUAUUUUUAUUUACGAAAACGAUUAAUACCACCUUACGCUUGUCUCGUUGAAUAAAAAUUACGCGAGUAAUCGUAAAUAUACAAAAUAAUGUUACUAAUAAUUCAAUAUUGUUACACGUUUUUUUUUUCUAGAUCUUUGUACAUAUUUAUACUUUUAUGUUUUAUUUUCGAAAAGAAAAAAAAUAGCAAAAAAGUAAAAAUUACAAAUAAUCGUACAGCUUGUAUAUAUUUAUGAAAAUGGCUAAAUAUAAUUAUCACUAUGUUAGCGUUAUCAAAUUUUAAAUAUAUGUGUAUAAAAACGA